UGAUCCCGGUGUCAGAAUUAUCAGUGAUCGGUGGAAACUUAACCAAGCAUUGCAUAAGUUUAGCUCCUGAUUUUGGUCUCAGAACAUCAGCGACAGGAAAUCUCGAAACUUGUUACAUCCAAGUUUCGAUCGUAACGGCUGUAGUGCAGUGAGCGAAAAGUGAAAAUUGGCAAAAAUGAUUAAGGCCGUGGUUGUUCUUGCUGUGCUGUGUGGCAUCACAGCUGCUUACAAAGUUCCCGUGCAAAAUGCUUUCAUGUAUUACCAACAACCAAUGGGUAAUUACAUGCCUUCACAUGCCGUGUACGGAAUUCAUUUCCAGAACCAGCAGCUGCGAAAUCAACGAGUAUCUGCAUUCGCUGCUGGUAACACCAUUGCAACUGGCACAUACUUGAAAGAUUGCCAAAACGCAGAUGACGAUAGUGAUGAGGAGGCUGUUCAGGACCCAAAUGUAGAGUCUGAGGCUGAUGCCAACCAAUCGGAGCUGCCAGUCGAAGAAGAAUCUAAUCAAGAUGCUCCAGCUGUUCACGAGACCGAGGAUGAAGAAUCAACAGCUGAUGAACCAGCAGUUGCUCCAGUGGUUCCAGCUGUUGCACCAUCAGCCACGGUCCCAGAAAAGAAGAAGAAGAAGGUUCCCGUGCAAGUAGAUUCCGAUGAAGAAGAGGAACAGGUCGUUAAGGGUGGACGCCGUGGUGCCAGCGAUUCGGCUGCUCCAAAUGCUUUCUUCCCAAUCAGCUUUGGAAGCACGAGUGGUGGACCAAUUGCCAUUGCCAACUCAUACAACACCGGAAAGGAAGGUACAGCCUCCAGCACUGCCAUCGCCCAUGGAAGCACGGUUAUCGAUGAGCUGAGACGAGUUCCAGUUCAACUGAAGAAGAAGCCCUCCAAACUGCAGGCAAGAAAAAUUUAAAGUUGUAGUAAGGAGCAACUCAGCUUAGUCGUAGGAUGAUCAAAACGAAGGUGAAAUAGCAUUUUAUUUCUGGAAAAGUGCAAUACACAGACAAUAUUUAUUUUGUACAUAACACAACCCAUAGACCCAAAAACGAAGUAUUUGAAUAAAUGUGAUUACUGCAACAUACAAAGUAA
This is a messenger RNA of Aedes aegypti (yellow fever mosquito), 1083 nucleotides long. RefSeq lists its product as uncharacterized. Lineage: Eukaryota; Metazoa; Arthropoda; Insecta; Diptera; Culicidae. The transcript is spliced from 3 exons. The record is from RefSeq and is a predicted model, not a curated record. Bases 176 to 907 code for a protein of 243 amino acids.